AUGGGCGAAAUGGCACGACAGGUAAAACCCCUCCAGAUCGAGGACUAUGGGCUCAUCGGCGACAUGCGAACCUGUGCCCUGGUGGGUAAAAAUGGGAGCAUUGACUUCAUGUGCUGGCCUCACUUCGAUUCCCCGUCCAUCUUCGCCAAUGUGCUUGACACAACCAAAAGUGCGGGAGGGCAUUGGAAGAUCAGCCCGCAGAGUAGUACAGUGUGCAAGCAGAACUACCGAGGAUCCUCCAACCUCCUUCAAACGAAAUGGAUUGACGAGGACGGCGUGGUCAACCUCACCGACUUCUUCGCUGUCUCGAAGCAUAACAAAGUCCUGCGAGAGAAAUGGAGCGGUUCGACCUUGGUGAGGAAGCUGGAGUGCGUUCGGGGGAAGAUGUCCAUCUAUAUCGAAUUGUGUCCGCGCCCCGACUAUGCUCGAGGUCAGGGUUCGAUGAGAGCGUCCGAGGUCAAGAGCGAGGACGGCACCUAUCACCAGACCCUUGCCUGGGUUCCCGACGACAAGGAGAGAGCGGGAUCCGCCGACAUCCCCGAAUUCCACGCCACAUUCUGUACCCACGACCGCCCGGUCUCCUCCACGCCGAAGAUGUUCCAGCCCAUCAAGCUCGGCGAAUCUGCUCCCAGUGGCAGCAAGACACGAUCAUUCAGAGCCCGUGUCGAUCUUGAGGAAGGCCAGCAAAUCUUCAUGAUCAUGUGCAAUCGCCAUGUGGCUCCGCAUCUGACCAAAGACCUGGUGAUGAACUUGGAGAACGACGCCUACAAAUUCUGGACCAACUGGGUGCGCGCAUGCCAAUACCGCGGGCGCUUCCAGCAAGAAGUCGAAAGGAGCAUGCUCAUCCUCAAACUCCUGACAUAUGACCCGACAGGCGCCAUCGUCGCGGCACCGACGUUCUCGCUUCCAGAGGCUAUCGGCGGGCCACGGAAUUGGGACUACCGCUACUCCUGGGUGCGGGAUUCCAGCUUCACAGUCUAUGUGUUGCUCAAAAUGGGCUUCCCCGCCGAGGCAGAAGCAUAUAUCAACUUUAUUUUCGCCCGCAUUGCCGAAUGGCGCAAGAAGGCCGAGGCGGCGUCUGCGGGAGAGAGACAACAUCUCCCGUUGAUGUUCGGCAUCGACGGCUCCACGUGCCUGCCGGAGCUCACGCUCGACCAUCUCGGGGGGUAUCAAGACAGCGUGCCUGUCCGCAUCGGCAAUGCCGCCACGGAUCACGUCCAACUCGACAUCUACGGCGAGCUCAUGGACGCCAUCUACCUGUACAACAAGCAUGGGAAGCCCAUCUGCUAUGCCCAAUGGCUCGACAUCCGCUACUUGACCGACUUCGUGUGCGAGGUCUGGACGCAGCAAGACAUGUCCAUCUGGGAGGUGCGCGGCCGCAAGCAGCAUUUCACCUACUCCAAAAUCCUCCUGUGGGUGGCCGUCGAUCGCGCCCUGCGUCUCUCCGAGAAGAGAAACUUCCCCUGUCCCAACCGCACCAAGUGGCUCGAGACGAGAGACACCAUCUACGAGGAGGUGAUGCAAAAGGGCUUCAACUACCAGAUGAACAGCUUCGUGCAGAGUUACGAGUCCAACACGACCUUAGAUUCCGCCGUGCUGAUUGCGCCCUUGGUGUUCUUCAUGAGUCCGAACGACCCGCAGUUUGUUGGCACGUUGGAUCGCAUCCUGCGAACCCCGGAAAAGGGGGGGCUCACGAGCGCCGGGUUCGUGUUUCGCUACGAUCAUGAGCAGACUGACGAUGGCGUGGGCGGCCGCGAAGGCACCUUCGUGAUGUGCACCUUAUGGCUCAUUGAAUCGUUGAUCCGGGCGGCAAAAUAUGACUCCAAGUACCUCGAGCGCGCCAACAUCAUGUUCGAAACCGUCACCAAUUUUCGCAACCACGUUGGCAUGUUGAGUGAAGAGAUCGCCCUCUCUGGCGAACAGCUGGGCAACACGCCGCAGGCCUUCAGCCACCUGGCGUAUGUGUCUGCGGCGAUCAAUCUUGCACGGGUCACCCGAGGAGAUUUCGAAGGCGGCUUUGGCACGUAG
Fonsecaea erecta is the source of this 2028-nucleotide messenger RNA. RefSeq lists its product as hypothetical. The transcript has 3 exons. Bases 1 to 2028 code for a protein of 675 amino acids. Gene Ontology annotation, molecular function: hydrolase activity, hydrolyzing O-glycosyl compounds. The record is from RefSeq and is a predicted model, not a curated record. Gene Ontology annotation, biological process: carbohydrate metabolic process. Lineage: Eukaryota; Fungi; Ascomycota; Eurotiomycetes; Chaetothyriales; Herpotrichiellaceae.